CAGUCGCAUUCGUUCCAAAUUGUUGACGCGCUGAACUCGCAAACAGGGGGAAACAAGCAAACAGACAAAAUGACGGAAGCUGACGAGUACUUUGCCAGCAUGCAGGCGGCGCUGAACGUGUACGAGUCGUCCUGCGCCGCCCAGAACACUGCGCCAUGGCCAUCCAUCACAACGCACCUGCGCCAGUGCCUCAGCGAGCGCAAGCCGGUCGUCCAGCUGACGGUCGCGCCAGGCACGCGCGUCGAUUCGGCCGGAUUACGCGCCUUUGAAGACCUCUUCCGCCGCCUGGAGGACUGCAUUGCGCCCACCACUGCAGCACAAGCACCAGCACCAGCACCAGCAGUGAACUAUGGCCACGCGGAUGGUUCCAACGGCAGUGCUGCUGCUGCUGCUGCUGCUGCUGCUGCUGUCGAUGACUCGAGCGUAUUCGACUCGGCCGUCGUCCCCACGACCUCCACCUCCACCUCGGCCCCGUCGUCCGCUCGGACAUCCAUCGCAACUGCACUGCUGGGCUCUGCUGCCGAGCUCGGCGCGGGCAGUGCGGGGGCGGCAGGUGCUCCGACCGUCCGUCAGCUGGUCUUUGCCAAAUGCAACCUGGACGAAUCGUGCGUUGUGCAGCUGUGCGAAAUGCUGCAGUACAGUCCACGAAGCCGCAUUGCACGGCUGUCAUUGGCAAGCAACGCCAGUCGAGCCCUCCAAGGCCGCGGAUGCACGGCGCUCGCCGAGUUGCUGCUCAAGCACGACUCGCUGAUCUCGCUCGACAUUUCUCAGAACACGAUGGAUGCAGUGGGCGUCACCGUCCUGGCACGCUCGCUCCGACGUAACACGACGCUGCAGGAGCUGAAUGUCACUGGCACGGGCAUCUCGGGCGACAUGCUCGACACCCUCUGCAUUGCGCUGUCCUUCACGCCUGCGCUCAAGCGCUUGUUUGUGGGCGCCAACAAAAUUGGCAGCAACGACGUCCGCCACCUCGUCUCCCUGAUUGGGUCGACUCCGGCAGACGGCAAGGCUGUUGCACAGUCCCUCUUUGAAGAUGCAGAUGCCAUCCUGACCGGCGGCAGCACCUCGACCGAAUCAUCAGGGCCAGCCGCGCGAGGCUGCCACCCGCUCGUGCAUCUCGACCUCCGCGCCAAUCCGCUCCGCGACGAAGGGCUCCGGCAGCUGUGCACGCGCUUGACGCUUGCCAGCAACCUGCAGAACAUUGUGCUCUGGGAUUGCGGCCUGGGCAGCUUGGCGGGCAACCGUCUGUUUGAGUUGCUGACCGCCCCCACCUGCCACAUCCACACCAUCAAUGUGGGUGCAAACCCGCUGGGUGCAGCGGGGCUUGCGCGGCUUGCCGAUGCGCUCCGCGUCAACCAAACCGUCAUCAAGCUGGGUCUUGCCGCCACGGCCAUGAAUCCCGCUGACGCUGUCGGCCUGGCGGAGGCGCUUGCGGACAACAAGACGCUUGCGCGCCUCGACCUGUCUGCCAACGACGUUGGUAUUGCCGGCCUCCUUGCGUUUGGCCUAUCGCUCAAAACUAGCAACUUUGCUCUUGUGAGGCUCGACUUUGAUGUGGACAACAAUCCCGUGGCGCGCUGGCAGGACGACCGCGAAGCGACCAUGGCCCGAUCCCUCAAGAGCGACAUUGACUCGUAUGGCCAGAGGAAUUACCUGCGACAGUUGGCGGUGAAGCGGGCAGGCGGCUCGAGCGAACUGGUGUCGGAAGCGCUGCACGCUCCCGGCCAAAAGAGUGCCCCAACCAUUUCGGCCAGCUCUAAGGAUGUGCUGGAGAAGACCCGUGCCAUUGUGGAUGAGACUGCGCGUAUCGAAACGGCUCACGUUUCAGCAGCAGAGGCAGCUUUGGCCGCGGCGGCCGCAGCAUCAGCAGCAGCAACAGCAGCAGCGCACACAGCCGAACCAGAGCAUGCGGCAGCCCAAGAGGCCACAGAGCCAUCCAAGGACGCGCCAUCGGCGACUGCACCGUCAGUCUCUCAACAAGCGGCCGCGCGAGUCAAGCAGGCCCAAGCCUCGGCAUCGUCGUCCAUCUCGGCGUUCGCGCAGGGGCUGCGGAGCAAAAUCUCAGCCAAGAUCAACCAGGCUGUCGCUGUGGCCUCCAACGUUGCGCAUGGGGAUGGCACCAAUGCGUCGGCUGGUGCUGCUCAUGCAUCCGCUCUGCCUGCCACCACGUCGGCGGUCUCCAUGACCUCACUCCCUUCGUUCUCUCCUCGCGAGCCCAAGGAGUUUGCCGCUGGCUUUGAAACCACCACCGCCGCCGAUCCAGCUCUCCGCAAAUCCUCCCUGCCGGAAUCGGACACGGUCGGUCCCGUCCAAUCGUCGUCGGCCUCGUCCGUGUCUUCCUUCUCCCUUGUUUCAGGAGGCUCGAGCGUCAUGUCCAGCAUGAGCGUGACUCCCAACUCGACUUCCAGUCCGGCUACUCCUCCGACAAACCACUCGUCCUCGCUAGCCGCCGCUAGUAACACGACCGUGGAUUUUGAUGCGUAUGAAAAGGAACUUCGUGAGGCCUUGGACUUGGACGAUGAUCUCGAAGCUGACAACCCGAGCAGUGGUGCAGUCGGUGGCUCGGCGGGCGCUGUUGCCGCCACCGAUUGGGACGCCGAUUUGGAGGAUUUCCUCAACGACUAGUUUUGUUGAUGUUUUGAUUGUUUGAUUUUUUCUUUCCCUUGUUGGGUUUUUCAUUGUACGUGUAUUCAUUUCUGAUGGGGAUGUCAAUUCCUCCACGACUAGUUUUGCUGUAUUGUGUUGAUCGUUUGAUUGUGCUUUUUUUGUUCCUUGUCUUGACCCCUUUCCUCCCUCCAUUUGUACUACUUGCAUUCAAUAUCUGUUCCUCAAAAGCAUGGGUUUCCGGCC
This is a messenger RNA of Capsaspora owczarzaki ATCC 30864, 2850 nucleotides long. RefSeq lists its product as hypothetical. Gene Ontology annotation, molecular function: protein binding. NCBI's taxonomy places the organism in Eukaryota, Filasterea, Ministeriida, Capsasporidae. Gene Ontology annotation, cellular component: cytoplasm. The coding region runs from base 70 to 2625 and encodes 851 amino acids. The record is from RefSeq and is a predicted model, not a curated record. The transcript has 2 exons. Gene Ontology annotation, biological process: positive regulation of inflammatory response.